Messenger RNA from Manis pentadactyla (Chinese pangolin), 2212 nucleotides. RefSeq names its product lipopolysaccharide induced TNF factor (gene LITAF). Gene Ontology annotation, biological process: regulation of cytokine production. The coding region runs from base 266 to 751 and encodes 161 amino acids. The record is from RefSeq and is a predicted model, not a curated record. The transcript is spliced from 4 exons. Gene Ontology annotation, molecular function: zinc ion binding. Lineage: Eukaryota; Metazoa; Chordata; Mammalia; Pholidota; Manidae.
UGACUCAACCAGCCGGGCUGGCAGUCGUUAGGAAGGCGAGCGCCCCGGCACUUUCCGAGAGCAGUUUGGCAGGGUGCUCCGGGGGCUUGGAAAGGUCGACACUUUCCUCUCCAGCAAUCACACUUCUGGGAAUUUUCCCAAAGGAACUAAUCCCGAAAAGAAAGAAAAGCAAGGCCGCGUGCCCAGGGAUAUUUGCUGCAGCGACAUUUGUCAUCGUUGGGCGUGACGCGUCUGUGGAAACCCUUUGGUGGAUUGGUAAAAUAAAAUGUCUGCUCCAGGAUCCUACCAGGCGGCCGCUGGGCCUUCCCCGGUGCCAACUGCACCCCCAUCCUAUGAAGAGACGGUGGCCAUUAACAGUUACUACCCCACGCCUCCUGCCCCCAUGCCUGGACCAACCACAGGGCUCAUGACGGGCCCGGAUGGGAAGGGUAUGAAUCCUCCAGCGUGUUACACCCAGCCAGUGCCUGUCCCCAACGCCAAUGCAGUUGCGGUGCAGACGGUCUAUGUGCAGCAGCCCAUCUCCUUUUUCGACCGCCCAAUCCAGAUGUGUUGUCCUUCCUGCAAUAAGAUGAUUGUGACUCAGCUGUCCUACAACGCCGGCGCCCUGACCUGGCUGUCCUGCGGGAGCCUGUGCCUCCUGGGGUGCGCAGCAGGCUGCUGCUUCAUCCCUUUCUGCGUGGAUGCCCUGCAGGACGUGGACCACUACUGUCCCAACUGCAAAGCUCUCCUGGGCACCUACAAGCGUUUGUAGGACUCAACCAGACCUGGAGGUAGCCAUGUGCUGCAGGAAGUCCUUUCCGACUCCCACCCACCCCCAGUGGAGGGCACACCCUGGGCUCAUCUCUCCAGGGACUCCACCUUUGUGUCUUUUUGGGGGGGAAAAUGUCACAAAAGUAACACACCUCCAAACCCCAGAAAUUGCUGCUUGGAGUCAUGUGCAGGACAUGCAGAGAUGUCACCUCAAGUGCUGGGUCAAAGUUUUCUCACGUAUCUGUGAUCGUAAAUCAUUCCACCUAACUGUGAUUGUUGCCCUGUCUGAAUAUCUUUUGGUGAUUUGCCAUGAGCCAGCAUCUUUUCUUGCCUCAGUGGGCCUUUCUGAUAGUGGUCUCAAACUGAGAAGACACAGGUUGCCUUAUUUUUGAGACUGUUCUGGCCCAAAGACGGCUGAACAAGCCUUUAGUGCCUACCAUCACGUCCAUCUGUCCCGACUUCUGAUGGCGAAAAUCUUGCCUUAUAUAGACUAAGGGCUUGGCUCUAAGAUUCUGUAACUGCAGGCUUUUCAUUAGCACACAAACUCACUUUAAUGUCUUAAUUCAUUUUAAAGUAUAAGGAGAGGCUAUUCACACCCACCAGAUACAUAUCCAUGAUUCAUAAAUGCAUGCUCAGAAUACAGGGCUGGAUCUUAACUGUCCAUCUACCUUCCCUCAGGUCUUUGUACCAGAUCUUAGCCACAUUCCACAGAGAACUUUUUUCUUGUAGAGGAAUAUUUGUAUUAACAGUCUUAUGACCUCCUUUGGGUCUUAAACACCUUUAAACAUGAUUUAGAAAGGAGGGAUUUAUAGAAGCAUUUUUCUCAGCCAUAUAGCUGGUAUUAUUUUCCCAUUUGCCAAUGUAGUCCCGCAUCUUCACUUAACAGAAAAAUUAAUGAAUAAUUUCAUCCACUGCCUUUAUUCGGGUGUAGGGUGGUUCUUAAAAACUUCCAUCCCGGAACUCUCAAAAUAGGGCCCCUUUUGGGUUCCUGGUGGUGUGUUUGGGAAGACAAAGGAAAGAUGUUUGAGCACGUCCAGGUCACCGUGCUGCUGCAAAGCAUGGAGACCUGAGUGUUUCAAAGGCAUCGAAAGUAUGAUUUUAUUUUUCUGAAAUACAGUUUGUUGUAUAACAUCAGAAGACUUGAUAUCUAGGACGAAAGCAGCAAGCCAGAGUUCUCUGUCAGGUGCUGUAUCAUUCUGAAAUCAAGACAAGGCCGAGCUCGAAUUUCAAGAAUCCCUGUGUUGGUAAUAGCUAGACACAAGGAAUGCAUGUGAAUAAUAAUUAGAAAUCAAGCCUAGACCUUGAACGAAAAUCUAUAUAUUGGUUGAACAUUAUAAUCACUGAUUCAGCUUAUUCGCUUGAUAGUUUGAAAGUUCCAGUAAUUAUUCUUGCAGUGAGUAUGAAUAGUACUUUGGUGUUAUCUGCUUUGAAAAAAAUAAAAGUCUUUGGUUCGCUCGGUGAA